UCGUCCUUCAACUCCAUGUCGCCUUCUCUCGGCCUCUUCCUUCGGUUCGGAAUUUUGGCGGUUAUUUUUAAGAAUGGUUUCUGUGAUGAACACGAAUACAGAUUGACAAAAUACUUGUUGGAGGGAUACGAUGCAGCUGUGAGACCAGCAAAAAAUUCUUCUCAACCUUUGGCCGUUAUCUUUGGUCUUUCUCUUCAUCAUAUAAUCGAUGUGGAUGAAAAAAAUCAAAUACUAACCACUAAUUGUUGGGUAACACAAAUUUGGACCGAUCAUCAUUUGAAAUGGAACGCUUCGGAAUUCGCAGGAAUUCGAGUAAUUCGUGUUCCAUACAAUCGCGUUUGGAGACCUGAUAUUAUACUCUAUAACAACGCAGAUCCACAGUACAGUUCAGCGAUUAUAAAUACAAACGUAAUCGUCAGUCACACGGGCGAAGUAGUAUGGCUUAGUCAUGGUAUUUUUCGUAGCAGCUGUGACAUAGAUGUUGAAUUUUUUCCCUUCGAUGAACAAAGGUGUGCCUUGAAAUGGGCAUCUUGGACUUACGACGGAUAUCAGCUCGAACUUGAAAAACAGAGCGAACAAGGCGACGUAACUAAUUACAAAGCAAACGGUGAAUUCGAUCUCGUUGAUUUUUCUGCCAGACGAAAUAUCGAGUAUUACUCCUGUUGUCCAGAACCUUACCCGGAUAUCACUUAUGAGAUCCGUUUACGACGGCGAUCCAUGUUUUAUGUCUUCAAUCUCAUACUUCCUUGCAUACUUAUCAACGGUAUCGCUCUACUGGUAUUCUAUGUACCUUCGGAAUCUGGAGAAAAAGUUACUCUUGGAAUCUCGGCUCUUCUUUCGAUGACUGUCUUCCUCAUGACAAUACGCGAGACUCUUCCACCGACGGAAAAGACGCCUUUGAUAAGUCUCUAUUAUGGAGUAAGCAUUUGUCUCGUGUCGUUCGCGUCAGGAUUAGCGGUAUUGACUUUGAAUUUACAUCAUCGUGGCACGAGAGUACCCGAAGUUGUGAGAUCGUUAUUUCUACACAAGUUGGCAAGAAUAGUGUUUCUUAAUUUUCAAGAAGAGAAUAAGCCGGGAUCCGCAGAAUCGAUGAGAAAGGUAAACAGUUGUCCAUUACAUUCUAAAACUGAUUUACCUCAGCAACAAAUGACGUCACCUAAGCACGUUAAGAGAAAGCAGGAUGGUGACAAUAUCAGUCCUAGUCUUGAUUUUGGGAAAGAUAAUAAUUUGGAAACUCAAUGGACUCGCAUUUUGGGAAGAGUGCAUGCAACUAUUGAGAGAAACGAGAGGCGUUUAGCCGAACAAGAUAAAAGAGAAAGAACGGAAUUAGAAUGGAAACAAAUUGCUCUUGUUAGCGAUCGUAUAUUGUUAGACAGACGUCAUUGUAAAUAUUAUAUCGAGUAUUAUAUACGAACAUCUAUCUCAGCUGCUAUAAUUCAAUUGAUAAUUCAUAGUCAGGUACUGGUGCACAGGCAAUCUUUACAAAAUCUUCAUAUUUGACAUUACCAUUGAUGGAUACAUUGGCCUCUCGAAAGAUUUGCUCAACUUUAAUACAAAUACGUAUAAAGAUUUUUUGAAGAAGCAUGUGAGCCA
Messenger RNA from Vespa velutina, 1593 nucleotides. Its product is annotated as neuronal acetylcholine receptor subunit alpha-10-like. The record is from RefSeq and is a predicted model, not a curated record. Gene Ontology annotation, biological process: monoatomic ion transmembrane transport; signal transduction; chemical synaptic transmission. The coding region runs from base 16 to 1500 and encodes 494 amino acids. The transcript is spliced from 12 exons. Gene Ontology annotation, cellular component: postsynaptic membrane; synapse; neuron projection. Gene Ontology annotation, molecular function: transmembrane signaling receptor activity; acetylcholine-gated monoatomic cation-selective channel activity. NCBI's taxonomy places the organism in Eukaryota, Metazoa, Arthropoda, Insecta, Hymenoptera, Vespidae.